This is a messenger RNA of Porites evermanni, 516 nucleotides long. NCBI's taxonomy places the organism in Eukaryota, Metazoa, Cnidaria, Anthozoa, Scleractinia, Poritidae. The record is from the annotation of a GenBank genome assembly.
AUGAAGUUUCCUUUCAGGUAUCCGGACAUUGUAACCACAUUUCGGAUAAAAAUUGCUGUCAGCUUUAGUUGGCUUGCUUGCAUUGUUAAUGCUCUACCUUACACAGGCGUUAUCGCCACUGUCGUAGGGCCAAUCUACUUUACUUUUCGUGUUUUGUCUGUUGUAACAAUUGUAUACUUUCAUAUUUCCGUGUAUAUUGAAACUCGGCGCCACGAAAAACAAAUCCAAGCUGAACAAGUCUCCCCUGAAGCUCUCGCAAAGUUCUUGAAAGAGAAAAGAGCUCUGAAAACAACGACAAUUAUUAUUGGGGUUUUCCUGCUGUGCUAUCUUCCUUUUGUUGUGAUUGGUACCGUACGCGGGGAUCUAUUGAAAAAAUCCUUGGUUAGUGUAACCUUAAGUUUACUACAACCAUUGUUAUUAUCUUCUUCUCUAAUAAAUUCUCUCUGUAACCCCUUAGUUUAUUGCUUCAGAAAUAAGGAACUCCGAAAAGUGUUUAUUGAGUUACUUAAUGAUUAA